AUGGGCCAGCUGGCCCGUGCGUUUGGUGCGUUUGGCGGACAUCGUGGGCAGAACCCUCCCCUCGACAGUGGCAACCGCGGAGCUUCGCUGUCUUCUGUUGCCCCGUUGUUUCUUGGAUUCUUGCGACGGGCAAGGUCGGGUUCAAGAUGUGUACUCGACAAGUGGACGCGACAGAUCAACGUCACUGACAAGACAUACCUAGUCGGCCCUGUUCAACUUCCAAUCGCUGCUGCUGGUGUUCCUUCUCAUAAUAUGCACCAGCGCCUAUGCACACUCAAUUAUGCCCGGAAUCAUGGAUCGCAAUCAACAUGGGGUUCGAUCUUCUUCGGUGGUUAA
This is a messenger RNA of Penicillium alfredii, 336 nucleotides long. RefSeq lists its product as uncharacterized. The transcript has 3 exons. NCBI's taxonomy places the organism in Eukaryota, Fungi, Ascomycota, Eurotiomycetes, Eurotiales, Aspergillaceae. The record is from RefSeq and is a predicted model, not a curated record. The coding region runs from base 1 to 336 and encodes 111 amino acids.